Spizellomyces punctatus DAOM BR117 is the source of this 798-nucleotide messenger RNA. RefSeq lists its product as uncharacterized. Gene Ontology annotation, cellular component: mitochondrion. The record is from RefSeq and is a predicted model, not a curated record. NCBI's taxonomy places the organism in Eukaryota, Fungi, Chytridiomycota, Chytridiomycetes, Spizellomycetales, Spizellomycetaceae. The transcript is spliced from 4 exons. Gene Ontology annotation, biological process: mitochondrial respiratory chain complex III assembly. The coding region runs from base 30 to 761 and encodes 243 amino acids.
GAGGCACCUCCCCAACCGAGACGUAAGCCAUGGCAGUCCGACCAGUGUCGCAGCCUUUGAGUAAUAUUAUACGAAAUGGCUCAAGGCUAUCGGGCCGUUGUUUGCGAGCAGCUGUGACUCUCCCAACAGCACAGCUUGCUGCCCGCAGUCGCACUUUCGGCGGCAGUGGGGUUCAAACUGAGCGAGAGACAUUCCCUUUUCAGAAUCCCGUUUCAAAGUUCAUUAAUCCAAUAGGCUACAUAAAAUGGAAAAUGAGCCGAAUUGACUCUGCCCGGCAUGCAUAUGAAGCGUGCUCUCUCCAAUUUGAAAAGCGGCCAGAUUUUGUGCAAGCACUCAACCUUCCGGAUAACUUCCAGACAUGGUUCGCGAUGACAUUAUUGCAUGUGUGGAUCUAUAAUGCCCGUCUGCGGGCGGAAGGACUUGAAGGAAAGGAAAUGAAGCAGGAGAUCUUUGAUCACAUAUGGUUAGACGUUGAAAUCAAGAUCCACAAGGCCGGGGUGAAGCGACAACUGUCCAAGAUAAUGAGUAAUUUGGUUAGUGCCUAUUAUGGGCAAACUUUGGCGUACGACGAGGGGCUUUAUUAUGGAGAUGCUAUUUUGGCGGGAGCACUGUGGAGGAACUUGUUGGGGUCUCAGGACGUUGAUGCGAAGCAAUUGGAAUCGCUUGUGACGUAUGUUCGUAAGCAGCUGCAGCACAUCGAUCAAGCAGAUCGCUCGGAGAUACUGGAAGGGAGAUUCUCCUUUGCGGAUGUAAAAAUAUAGCAUGUAAAUAUUAUUCAAAUAACUGUCAUCUAUACCC